Molecule: messenger RNA, 3031 nt
Organism: Leptopilina boulardi
Lineage: Eukaryota; Metazoa; Arthropoda; Insecta; Hymenoptera; Figitidae
Exons: 4
Coding region: 115-2490 (791 amino acids)
Source: RefSeq, a predicted model, not a curated record
AUAAGAUAUCAAUUCCAUAAGAAAAGAAAUUUGUCAUAUUUCAGAAAAUUGUAAACAGUAGAAGUGAAACAUUCAAACGUGAGUUGUGAAAUGUGAUUAAUAAUCAAAUCGAGAAUGAAAUUUCACGAGAACCGUUGUCGACAGUGUAAAAAAUUAUUUUGUUGUUCAAAUUGUCGAUUGGCACACGAGCAAAAAAAUCAUUCAGCACGUGAAAUAAAGUGUCCAAUUUGUUGUUCAAAAAAAUUCCAAAUAAAAGGAGACGAGAGUCACGAAUUUAUUUGUCAUUUGGUUUUUCAUCAUUUACCACUUCUAUGUCGUUUGUGCGGUCAGUCGUUUCGAACGUGUGAAGAUUUAACGUUACUUCAAAAGUGCGGUUGGUGGAAAUUGGAAAAUUCACGUCGUGUAUUGAAAAUUUUGGAAAAUACACUAUCACCAAAAACGCCAAAAUUAGACGUCAAUAAUUAUAUCGAUUCAUGCAAUAAUUAUAAUAGUAAUAAUAAUAAUAAUAAUAAUAAUAAUAAUAAAAAUAAUAAUAAUAAUAGAAAAAUUAAUUCUCAUUGUAAUAAAGAAAGCAGUUAUUUUGUGACAUUGAAUUCACCUCCAGUGUUGAUUAGAAAUACAAGUACGCCGAUGAUAAGUAGUGGUCCCAAGAUAAGUUUCGAAUUGAGAAAAUCAAAUUCUAUAAAUUUACAUCUUAAAACGCCGGGAAAUUUUUCAUCAUCAUUGGAAAAUACGGAAUCUCCUCCAUUUUUGGAUAAUAACGAAUUUCGAAAUAAGUGUAGUUCUGAUUCUGUAUUCAACAGUGGUCGAUACAGUUCACAAUCAAAAUCAUUUAUACAGAGUGGCAGCUCCGAAUAUUACACCUGUGAACAACAGGAUUUAAAUUCCGGUAAAAAAUUAACAAAAGUUGAAGAGUUUUCAAAAUAUCAUCGAAGUGAAACUUAUAAGAAAGAUAUAAAACAAUUAAAGAAAACAGUUCGAUUUUCCGAUCAAUUUUCCCAAACAAUAGAAAUGGCUGAAUAUGAAGAAUUUUUUGAAGCUCAUGAAAAUUUAUCCGAAAUAUCACAACAAUUUUUAAAUAACGAAGAAGAAAUUAAUGAAAAUGAAAUAUCACUGAAUCAAAUUGAAUCGACUUUUGACAAUACUGAUAAUCAUGAUAAUAAAAUAAAUUAUGAAAAGGAAAAUAAAUUUUUAUUAGAGGAAAAUAAAAUUUCUUUAGAAAAUGAAAAUAAUAUUUCUCUAAUGAUUAGCAAUGUUUAUUUAAAUGACAAUAAAUCAAAAGAAAUAGCAAUAAAUGAAAAUUAUUUACAUAAAAAAAAUAUUUCAUCAAUGAAAAAUAUUUAUUUAAAAGAAAAUGUUUGUUUUAAAAAUAACAUUGUUUCUGUAAGUGAAAAUAAAAUUUACACAAAGAAAAAUGGAGAUGAAGAAAAAAAUUCAUUUGACGAAUCAAAUAUUUAUUAUCAACAAAAUGAAAUUAGCGAAGAUGAAAAUAAAGAAAAUGAAUUUGAAAAUAUUCGUCCAAGUUCAUCAAAUUCAAAUUCAUCUGAGACAAAUUCAAGAAAAAAUCAACAAGCAGCAGAAUCUUCACGAAUUGUCAUGAUGCUUCUUAUUGAUAAUGCAUCACAAUUUUCAAGAUCAGAUUUGGUACCUUUAAUUGAUUCGGAAUUAAAAAAAUUGGAGGAAACAACAACAACAACAUCAUCAUCAUCAUCAUCAACAUCAUCAUUAUCAUCGAUAAACACUGUUUACAAUUCAAUUUCCAAUCGUUCAAUAGGAUCACAAGAGGAAAAAUAUUCAAUGAAAAAUUCUCAAUUCAGAAGAAAAUCCACAACGUCAUCUGUCAAUAGUUAUUUUUCUAUUGCCAGUAGUAGUAGUGAGUGUUAUACAGCAGAAAAUGAAUCAUCAUUCACAAGUAUCAGCAAUAAAGAAAAUGCGUCCUAUGAAAAUGAAGACUCUUCAAAAUCUGAUGGGAUUCUUUCAGCAAUGGCACGAGUCGUGAGAAAUGCUUUGAAAAAAUUUCCAGGAGCGAGUAUAUUACAAGAAUCAAGUGAAUCAUCAAAUGAAGAGUCAAGUUCAUCAUUAACGAAAUUACCAUCACCAAUAGAAUUAUCAUCAUCAUCAUCAUUAUCAUUAGUAUCAUCACCAUUAUCAUCUUCAUCAUCGAGUUCACAACCGAGACUGGAACAAAGUAUAAAUCAUCUCGCAAGUAAACGACCCAGAGAUGCAAUAUCUCAAUCUGCAAUAAUUCAUAGUCCUAUUUUACCUAACGAAGACAGAAGUCCAAUUGCAAAACGUCAACGUGGAUGGUAUAAAUAUAAAGUAAGAGCUAGACCUCCAAUAGCUCGUAUGAGAAAAAUUCAAGUCACAUCGCCCAAAGGAAUUUCUUCCGAAACACAACGGUUUCAACAAGGUUCCCUUUCUGUCGGAAAACUAAAUACCAUCAUUCCUCUUCCCUCCAGAGCACACCAAUGCACACAAACGGAAAAAUAAAAAAAAAAAACAAACUUUUUCUCCAUUUAUUUUGUAAAUUAGUUUCUACAUUAUAUUUCCAUUUUUCUUUUUAACCAUUUUUAUAUUAAAAAAAAAAAGUCGAAUUAUACUUUUACUAUAUUUGUUUUUGAUAAAAUUUCUAAUUUUCUAGAAGUAAAAAUAAAAAAUUAAAAUAAAAUUAAUGCAACGCAAACGAAUGACAUAUCGAAAAUUGUUGAAUAUAUAUAUAUUUAUAUGAAAACGUGCAUUAAUAUAGUCACAGUGAAAGUACUUUUUUUUCAAUGAAAAGAAAUUUAUUCAAGAACCUUUUGAAUUUAUUUCAUUAGAAGAAAUUUAUUUGCAAAAAAAUUGAAUUUAUUUUUUUAAGUUAUAUUUUUGACUACGCACAUUUAUUCUGCUUCUGAUAAUUUUAUUAUUUGUGUGUUUACAAAUGUAUGACAUUAUGCAAUAUUUAUAUAUACAAUAACUCUAUAAUUGUAAGAGUUAAAAAUCUUAAUUACAUUGAUAAAUGAUUUUAAUAAAAAGAUGUGAUAUUUUAAAA